AUGCAUUUAUUUUAUUAUUAUUUAAAUAACCUGAAUUUUAGUAAAGAUGAAAUAGAUAUCAGUGGGAAGAGCGAGCAAAGAGAUGCCCUUAAUGAAGGGGAAAUUGGGGAAGAAGAAAGUGGGGGAAAACGGGUUGACAAAGAAAAUGUUGAGAAAAAAGGAGACGACGAAAAUGACAUUAACAUGGAUAAUAGCAACAUAAGUACUCCGUCAAAAGAUGACAACAAUUUUAAGUGUACCAAUUAUGAGUUACAAGAUAAAAAAUUAAGAUCAUAUGAAAACCAUUGGAAAGAAGGAAAUACAUUAAAUAACUUAUUUGGUGACGAGAGAAAUGAUUAUAUAAAAUAUAAUACAAGUCCAGGAUUAUUAGAAACUAGCGAAACUAUAAAUAAUGAACAAAGUAAAAAUAUAGAAGAUAAUAAAGGAAAUAUUUCUUAUCAAAUAAAUGAUAGAGAAAAAGUUAGUAUGUACAAUUUUAAUCCUCGUCAAUUGGGGUAUCAACCAAAUAAUGGUUUAAACCCGGCUCAGGGUUAUGUAUUUAUUUAUCCCCAUAUAACUAAAAACUCUAAACCGCCACGAAUUAAAAAAAAAAGAUUAACAUGUUGUUAA
This is a messenger RNA of Plasmodium vinckei vinckei, 609 nucleotides long. RefSeq names its product conserved Plasmodium protein, unknown function. The record is from RefSeq and is a predicted model, not a curated record. Bases 1 to 609 code for a protein of 202 amino acids. The transcript has 2 exons. Lineage: Eukaryota; Apicomplexa; Aconoidasida; Haemosporida; Plasmodiidae.